Molecule: messenger RNA, 3282 nt
Organism: Caenorhabditis angaria
Lineage: Eukaryota; Metazoa; Nematoda; Chromadorea; Rhabditida; Rhabditidae
Source: the annotation of a GenBank genome assembly
AUGUUGUUUCUAUUCGCCCUUUUUUCAACAAUUCAAUAUGCCAUAUCUGAAGAAGCUUUGGGUAUGUUCCGAAAAUUCUACAAGUAACAAUUCAUAAAUCAUAUUUUCAGUUUGCAAUUCAGCAACAAAUAUUACAAUUCCACAAAAUUUAACUGAUUCGAUAAGUGUUCCAUCUUAUUGGAAUUCAACACUCUCACCGCCAACAUAUUCAUCGAAUCAAGAUUGUCGUUGGUAUUUUCAAAUUCCACACGGUUAUUAUGCACAUUUGGUUAUAAGUAGUAAAAUAGUUGCUCCAUCUAAAAUAAAAUAGUUGCUCCAUCUACAAAAGACAAGGCUUUAUCUCUUCUCUAAAAUUGAAUGAAUUAUCAACGAAUCAAGAUGUGACAGAAACUAUCGAGGGGAACGAUUAUUACAACUAUACUACCAGAGUUAUCAACCAUGGCCUUGUUGGAAAAGCAACUUUGCGAAUCAUAACUUAUGAUAGUUGGAAUAACACUAUUGAUAAUCAUACAUAUGAUUUCUACAACUUGCCCACAAGAAACAGUGAUGUUCAUCCUGGUAAAUCAUUGAAUUUGAUCUACAAAUCGAACGGAGAAAAAACAAAUGGAAUCCUUGUUGAUUUCUCCAUCGUCAAAACAAAUUCUUCAACAAAAAUCAAUUAUCUAUAGCUUUCAGUUAUCGUAUUUCUAUUUUUUAAUUAAAUAAACGUUGAAGUUUAGAAUUCUUCAGUUGGUGAAAGUUCAAAAACAAAAUCAAAGUCCAGAACCACCUGUCAAGCUUUUCAAAAAACAACCAGAAAAAUUCGUACAGAAAACUCGCAACUGUUCAAAUAAACAGACAAGGGUCAUUUUUCCUCCUCAACAUUUUUUUGACCAAACACACUUGUCAACUGCGUUUUUUUCGCCGUCUCUCGCAUUUUCACGUACCAGGUCGGGCAUUUGUUUGAACUCAUCUCUGCGCACUCUUAGGUAAUCCUACUAUUUAUCUUUAUUUUCAUUUCGGAGCCGGAAGGUUUCAUUCGACAAAAGUAUGCUCGUCUUAUAGACAGCUAUAAGGAAGUGCAACUUUUUCAUUAAAAUCUUUUGUUUUAUUUUAUGCUGAAUCUUGCGGUUUCUGUUUUUCUUGAAAACAACAACAAUAGAAUGUCUCAGGUUUCAUCGUUCCGGAAAUCAUAUUCAAAACGUUUCUGAACACUUCUGUCGCAUUCUUUGUGUUCUGUAUGUUUGUUGAAUGGUUCGGUUUAAUUUUAAUCCGAAAAUUGACCAGUAAGAAAAGAAAGAUGCACUUGAAAAUCGUAUUCAUUUUUUUGGUCAGCGCGAAGGCGAAAACCGUGAGACACUUGAACUACAGUUCAUUUUCCAAAUGUAUCGAUUCCUCUCUUAAAUAUUGUUAUACUUUUUUGAUUAAUUAAAUUUUUUGAAAUCGUUCAUUCUUGAUUCCCAAAAUUUGAUUUCAGAUGACAUAAUGGUACAUAUAAAUUUAACCCGGUUAGCUCACACUUGUGAGCUUUUGAUGUCUGAACAACAGAUUGAUAUAAUCGAACAGCGUCAUGAGCGACUACACAAAUCAACAUCUACAAUUCUCAUCAUCACACCAAUAUUUUCGCUAUUAUCAUUUUUAUUCUCGCUUUCUUUGUUAGCCGCAAUCAUCUUUGCGCUUCUCGGAAGAAAAAUUCCAUCGAGAAAAUAUAGGUGACUUAAAAUACUAUAUUUGUAAUAAAUGAUGUAAUUUCAGUAUAAUAAUAUCUCGAACAUCCGCCGAUAUAUUUUCAUCUGUUUUGAUCGCCGCUGCCUCUCUUUUUGCCAAUACAUUUUCCGCGUCUUAUAUGGUUCUAACUUUAUUCCUUUAUAUUUGUACGUUUGGUGUCAUUCAUUUAACCACUUCUCAUUGUGCUGUCAUUGUUUUAAGACAUGUAAGUUAGAAAAAAAACAAUAAAAAAAGUUGAAUAAAAAUUCGGCUUGUCGGAAAAUGCGCCAGCCUCUCAUUUUUGAGUGUUCCGCAAUAAUUUCAAAAUCUUCUGGUUAUAGAACCGAUUGGAAAGCCCCGUAAUUGAUGAUCUCCCCUCAAAUCCCCACCCAUCCCUUCUAUGGAAAACCCGAAAAACCAAAACUAACUUCCAAUUGAUCCCAACAAGCCAAAAAUUGAGGAUGUUGAACAACUGUUCUUGCUCGAAGUGUUUCCUUUUGAAUAUUUCAUAUUUCUGAAAAAAACAAUGCAUUUUUGAAUAAUUAAUAUUUUGAGAACUAACUUUAUUUUAGAAAAUGUGACCCAGUUCAUAUGUUCUUCAUUUUUUCAAUAAUCCACUCAUUUUUAUAGAUCAGUGUAACCCGGCCAUAUGGAUUCCAAUCAAUUUGUAGUAUUCGACGUUUAUCGAUGACAGUCAUAUUUAGUUGGAUUCUCUCAAUAAUGUAUUUGGCAGCCUAUGCACCAAUGAUCAAUGUUAUUGUGAAUCCAUCGAAAGAAUCCACGGUUUGCGGUUAUCAUUCUUGUCAAAGACCAUUGAUUAUAACUGCAAUUAGUAUUGUUUUCAUUUCAAUGUUCACAGUUUUAUCAUCUUUCGGAAUUGUUUGCUUGAAAAUGACACAAGUUUCACAUACAGAGAAGUUUGUUUAUUGCAAUUUCUCAUUGAUUUUCUCAAAAUUUUGUAGAAUGCAUAACGAACCACAGGCGACGAAGAAAAAGCUCUACAAAUUUCUAAAAUUUGGAGCACAUUUAGCACUCUACACUUUGAUUGUCACACUUUUAGUCAUUGGUGCUUUUGUGAUUUUGAAAAAUGCUGAAGAUUAUCAUCAAGUUAAUCGUAUGAUUUCAAUUAAUUGUGAUGUUUAUGAUGUAAGUUCAAAGGAGAAAUUAGAGAGUUACGGGAAUUCUCUAAAAAGUUAUUCCCAGACAAAAUUAUUAUUUUUCCAAAACCUGGAUUUUUCGAAUUUUUAUGCCUAUUUUAAUAUUAAUGUAACUUCAAAACAAAGCUGUCAACUCGAACUGUCUUUGAAUAUGAACAAUUAUUUUUUUUAGUAUAUCAACAUAAAACUUCAUCUCGAAACCGUUGCCGGUGGUGCAGUUCUCCUUUGGUGUGUUCGAAUUAUUUUCGAUGUUCUUAUCACUUUCCUUGGCGAAAUUCGUCUUUUACCCUGGAUCAAAUUGGACAAUUUGGAAAGUUUGGACAAUAAAAAGAAGCCUGUUUUGCAUGUUCGACACGGUUUAGGAUGGCAAAAAGGUUCUUUGAAUUGUCCGGUUUUCAACAUUGACAAUCGUUUGCAUCCACUAGAUUUCAAAAAUUGA